Molecule: messenger RNA, 721 nt
Organism: Rhagoletis pomonella (apple maggot)
Lineage: Eukaryota; Metazoa; Arthropoda; Insecta; Diptera; Tephritidae
Product: hemicentin-1-like
Exons: 3
Coding region: 17-721 (234 amino acids)
Biological process (GO): synapse organization
Cellular component (GO): neuron projection membrane
Source: RefSeq, a predicted model, not a curated record
ACCUCAACCGACAUGGAUGGAGAACGAUGAGCUGCUGCACAAAAUUUUCACAAAGAAGCAGCAACACGAAUACGCACAUCGCCAGCAGCUGCAGAGAUCUGCCAAAAAGCUAAACAAGAAAGCUGUUUCGCCACCGACGCCGGCACCCUACUUUGAGAACUCCACGCAGAGAAGUGUUGUCGUUGCUGUCGGACGGACUGCAAAAUUACAUUGUCGUGUACGAAAUUUGGGGGAUCGCGCAGUCACUUGGAUACGUCAACGUGACUUACACAUCCUGACCAUCGGCGUGAUGACCUACACGAACGACCAGCGCUUUGAGGCUUUGCAUUGUGAAGACUCCGUUGAGUGGUCGUUGAAAAUUGCAUCUGUGCAGCUGCGAGACUCUGAUGUGUAUGAAUGCCAAGUUUCGUCGGAGCCGAAAAUUAGUCAGGCCUUCGAGCUGAACGCUUUAGUGGCUAAAGCGAAAAUACUAGCAAAUACCGAGUUAGUAUUCAAAAGCGGCAGUGACAUUAAUCUUACCUGCAUCGACCAGCAGGCCCCAUCACCGCCUGCCUACAUUUACUGGUACAAGGAUGGCGAACUAAUUAACUACUCGCAACGUGGUGGCAUUAGCGUGCUGACAGAGCGUCCAACGAAAACCAGCAAGUUGCUAAUCGCACGUGUCGUACCCAGUGACUCCGGCAACUACACUUGUCUACCAAGCAAUUCCGGUGAGUAUUGA